GUUAAUGGUGAUGCCGUACACAUGCGAAGUGUUUGAUGUGAUGUAUUGAAUCACUUUUGAUGUGUCGAUAACAACCGUGACUGACCAGCAAAGUGGUCAUCAACUAUAUAUAUAUAUAUAUACAAGUGAAUCGUACAAUCCGUGCUUAACGUGAGCACUUAACGUAAGUAUUACACGAUCCGCGAAGAUUUGAGAGGAGGACACACUCUAAACUGUGCGUGUAGACUGUGUGUGACAAGAUGUCCAAGCCGGAUGAGAACGCGGAUACCGGUGAUACCGGGGAUAACUCGAAUGGGUCCUCGGCAGAAACCACAUCAUCCAGGGGCGGCGAUUUUGAAACGAAGCUCGAGACAGAUCGUAGCAAGCGAUUCGAUUACUUGCUAAAACAGACUGAGAUUUUCUCACACUUUAUGACGAACAAUCAGAAGGAUAAAGCUGGUAGCCCUUUGAAAGUUAAAGCUGGUAGGCCCAGAAAACAGCCGGAGAUUCCUAAAUCAGACUCCGGCGAUCAUAGACAUCGUAAAACCGAACAAGAGGAGGACGAAGAGUUGCUGGCAGAGAGUAAUGCUAGUGUGGCGCCUACUACGCGCUUCGAAUCAUCCCCUCAUUACAUAAAAUCCGGUGAGUUGCGUGACUAUCAGAUACGCGGCUUAAAUUGGAUGAUAUCGCUUUAUGAGCACGGUAUAAAUGGUAUUUUGGCUGACGAGAUGGGUCUUGGUAAGACACUACAGACUAUCUCCCUGCUGGGAUACAUGAAGCACUUUCGUAAUAUCCCUGGACCUCACAUUGUUAUUGUACCGAAAUCAACGUUGGCCAAUUGGAUGAACGAGUUUAAGAAGUGGUGUCCUACACUCAGAGCUGUUUGCCUAAUUGGAGAUGCAGAGACUAGGAAUACUUUUAUAAGAGACGUGAUGAUGCCUGGAGAAUGGGACGUGUGUGUGACAUCUUAUGAGAUGGUCAUUAAGGAGAAAUCUGUAUUCAAAAAGUUCAAUUGGCGCUACAUGGUGAUAGAUGAGGCUCACAGGAUAAAAAAUGAGAAGUCUAAAUUAUCAGAGAUCCUCAGAGAAUUUAAGACCACCAAUCGACUUCUUUUGACAGGCACACCACUUCAAAAUAAUCUCCACGAGCUGUGGUCUCUGUUGAAUUUCCUUCUACCAGAUGUAUUCAAUAGUUCUGAUGACUUUGACUCAUGGUUUAAUACAAAUAGCUUUUUAGGUGAUAAUUCUUUAGUCGAGAGGUUACAUGCAGUUCUGAGACCAUUCCUUCUGAGAAGAUUGAAGUCCGAGGUAGAAAAGGGACUUAAGCCUAAGAAAGAGAUUAAGGUAUACAUCGGCUUGAGUAAAAUGCAAAGAGAAUGGUAUACCAAAGUAUUGAUGAAGGACAUAGAUAUAGUAAACGGUGCAGGAAAAAUAGAGAAGAUGAGACUGCAAAACAUUCUGAUGCAGUUACGGAAGUGCUGCAAUCAUCCAUACUUAUUUGAUGGUGCAGAACCUGGACCGCCAUACACUACUGACGAGCAUCUCGUCUACAACUGUGGUAAAAUGGUGAUACUCGAUAAAUUAUUGCCAAAAUUGCAACAGCAAGAAUCUCGAGUUUUGAUUUUCAGUCAGAUGACAAGAAUGUUGGAUAUUCUAGAAGACUAUUGCCAUUGGAGGUGUUUCCAAUACUGUCGACUUGAUGGCAACACGGCUCAUGAAGAUCGACAGCGGCAGAUAAACGAGUAUAACGCGCCUGGUAGCGAAAAGUUUAUUUUCAUGCUGUCAACUCGUGCUGGUGGAUUGGGUAUUAACUUGGCUACCGCCGACGUGGUCAUCAUUUACGAUUCUGAUUGGAAUCCACAGAUGGACUUGCAGGCGAUGGAUCGUGCACAUCGUAUAGGUCAACAGAAGCAAGUUCGAGUUUUUAGGUUUAUCACGGAGAACACGGUGGAGGAGAAGAUCGUCGAGCGGGCCGAAGUGAAGUUGCGCUUGGAUAAGCUCGUUAUACAGCAGGGACGAUUAGUCGAUGCCAAACAAACGGCAUUGAACAAGGAUGAGAUGUUAAAUAUGAUCAGACACGGUGCUAACGAGGUAUUUGCGUCCAAGGAUAGCGCCAUUACCGACGAGGAUAUUGAUACGAUAUUACAGAAAGGCGAGGCGAAAACGGAGGAGAUGAAACAGAAACUCGAGAGCCUCGGAGAGUCUUCGUUACGCAAUUUUACCGUCGAUGCACCGACAGACUCUGUAUAUCAAUUUGAGGGUGAAGAUUAUCGUGAAAAACAGAAGAUCCUUGGAAUAGGCAACUGGAUUGAGCCGCCCAAACGCGAACGUAAAGCCAAUUAUGCCGUCGACGCUUAUUUCAGAGAAGCGUUGCGAGUGUCGGAGCCGAAGGCGCCGAAAGCACCAAGACCGCCGAAACAACCGAUAGUGCAGGAUUUUCAAUUCUUCCCGCCACGACUUUUCGAACUAUUGGAUCAAGAGAUUUAUUAUUUCAGACAAACAGUCGGCUACAAGGUUCCGAAGAAUCCUGAACUUGGAUCGGACGCCGCCCGAAUUCAGAAGGAGGAACAGCGCAAAAUUGACGAUGCUCAGCCGCUCACCGACGAAGAAAUUACCGAGAAGGAGAAGUUACUGCUUCAGGGCUUCACCAACUGGACCAAGCGGGACUUUAAUCAGUUUAUCAAGGCGAAUGAAAAGUAUGGUCGCGAUGAUAUUGAGAAUAUUGCGAAGGAGGUUGAAGGAAAAACACCGGAGGAAGUUAUGGAAUAUUCGGCCGUUUUCUGGGAACGUUGUCACGAACUGCAGGAUAUAGAUCGCGUGAUGGCGCAGAUCGAGCGCGGUGAGGCCAAGAUACAGAGACGAGCUGGCAUCAAGAAAGCACUGGACGCGAAAAUGGCUAGAUAUCGCGCGCCUUUUCACCAGCUCAGGAUAGCCUAUGGCACGAACAAGGGCAAAAAUUAUACCGAGGAGGAGGAUCGAUUUCUCGUUUGCAUGCUACACAAACUCGGAUUCGAUAAGGAGAAUGUGUACGAGGAACUUCGUGCCACGGUAAGAUCUGCCCCGCAGUUCCGCUUUGACUGGUUUGUCAAAUCGCGUACCGCUUUGGAGUUGCAGCGUCGCUGCAAUACUCUGAUAACCUUGAUAGAACGUGAGAAUCAGGAACUCGAGGAACGCGAGAGGCAGGAAAGGAGGAAGAAGGGCAGCAAUAUAGGAACGAAACCAACAUCGAAGCGAAAGGAGAAUCUGCCGGCGCCCCAAGACAAGCCUAGGAAAAAGAAGAAAUAAACGACUGAGUAUAUAUGCGGCGAGCCUCACUCUGGACUCUUUAGAACACUUAUCACGAUUUUUGUGCGUUAAAUAUGACUGAAAUACGGACCACGGGUAUUCACACAAGGCGCUUUUUUCUAUAUUUAAAAAUUACAUCAAUUUUUUUAUUCAUUUUCACUACAGACAUACUCCAUGUGUGACUCCAGACUUACUAUUUUAUAUUCCAUUGUAAACGAAAUGUAUUCUUAGGUAACGACUGCCAAGUUCAUCAGGCCUCAUCAAAUUGUAGCGAUACAAACUACUUUUUAUCAUUUUAUCAAUAAUUGAUCUCUGAAAAUCGUGUUACAAAACUAAAUAAAUUUUGUCGAUGC
Messenger RNA from Acromyrmex echinatior (Panamanian leafcutter ant), 3616 nucleotides. RefSeq names its product nucleosome-remodeling ATPase imitation SWI (gene Iswi). Gene Ontology annotation, molecular function: ATP hydrolysis activity; nucleosome binding; ATP-dependent chromatin remodeler activity. The record is from RefSeq and is a predicted model, not a curated record. Gene Ontology annotation, biological process: nucleosome organization. Gene Ontology annotation, cellular component: chromatin; nucleus. NCBI's taxonomy places the organism in Eukaryota, Metazoa, Arthropoda, Insecta, Hymenoptera, Formicidae.